AUGAAUCGCCUGUUCGGCGCAAAGAGCACUGGCCCCAAGCCGACCCUCAGCGGCGCCAUCUCGAAUGCACGUCAUGUCGAUGGCCGCAUCGAGACUAUUGACGUCAAGCUCGCGAAGCUCAACGCCGAGCUGACGACCUACCAGCAGCGCCUGUCCAAGAUGCGCGACGGCCCCGGCAAGACGGCCAUCAAGCAAAAGGCCCUCAAGGUGCUGCAGCAGCGCAAGAUGUACGAGGCCCAGCGCGACCAGCUGCAGCAGCAGUCCUGGAACAUGGAGCAGGCCAGCAUGAUGCAGGACAACCUCAAGAACACCAUGACGACCGUCGACGCCAUGAAGACGACGACCAAGGAGCUGCGCAAGCAGUACGGCAAGGUCGACAUCGACAAGAUCGAGCGCAUGCAGGACGAGAUGGCCGAUCUCAUGGACAUAGGCAACGACAUCCAGGAAAGCAUCAGCCGCAGCUAUGACGUGCCUGAGGACGUCGACGAGGCGGAGCUGGAUGCCGAGCUUGAGGCUCUCGGAGAGGAGGUGGAGCUGGACGCCAUGAACGAGGCUGAAGGCGUCCCGAGCUUCAUGGUGGAUGAGGCAAGGCCGCCGCAGUUCAUCGACGAACCUCCCGAGCCAGCCGGCAAGGUCAAAGAAGCUGCAGGCUGA
Messenger RNA from Lasiodiplodia theobromae, 654 nucleotides. Its product is annotated as Snf7 family protein. Bases 1 to 654 code for a protein of 217 amino acids. Gene Ontology annotation, biological process: vesicle budding from membrane; late endosome to vacuole transport via multivesicular body sorting pathway. The record is from RefSeq and is a predicted model, not a curated record. The transcript is spliced from 2 exons. NCBI's taxonomy places the organism in Eukaryota, Fungi, Ascomycota, Dothideomycetes, Botryosphaeriales, Botryosphaeriaceae. Gene Ontology annotation, cellular component: multivesicular body.